Molecule: messenger RNA, 531 nt
Organism: Phytophthora infestans T30-4
Lineage: Eukaryota; Oomycota; Peronosporomycetes; Peronosporales; Peronosporaceae
Exons: 2
Coding region: 1-531 (176 amino acids)
Source: RefSeq, a predicted model, not a curated record
AUGGCUCCACAGAAGAAGAAAGGGAAAGCUCGUACUCCACUACUCAAGCCUCGUCCGCUGAAGCUUAAACAAGCCAAAUUACCGCAGUCAGAGCCACGUCAGCGAUAUCUUACGUCGUACGAGACCGAACUUGGGCUCCAGCCAGUACCCACUAUUAGUAACGAAGUUUUAGAAGCACAAUGCAAAUUUUGUACAGCCUUUGGAAGGGAAGAGAAGCCAGCUUCUUCGACCGGGCCUUUUGAUGUCCUGCUAGCGAAGGCAACACGUAAGAAGCCUGCAACUAAAAAGGUUUUCCGGUCUUUGAAAGAUAUGACCAAGUUUGGUCAGCUGAUUUUGCCUUACAAGAAAAGACUGAGAGUCCAAUACGGAAGUGGGGUGAUCAGCUGCAUUUGGAAGCAGGUCCGUAAGUUGCGUGAAACGUACGAGCUCAACCCGGACUUCAAGGCUUAUGUCGACAGGUCUUACACCAAAGGUGUAGUCGAAGCAUGGCGUAUUGUGAACGGUUCUGCAGAAACUCUCAUCACAAAGUGA